This is a messenger RNA of Stegodyphus dumicola, 783 nucleotides long. It is a transcript of the gene eEF1beta, whose product is annotated as elongation factor 1-beta. Gene Ontology annotation, molecular function: translation elongation factor activity; guanyl-nucleotide exchange factor activity. Gene Ontology annotation, cellular component: eukaryotic translation elongation factor 1 complex; cytosol. Gene Ontology annotation, biological process: translational elongation. NCBI's taxonomy places the organism in Eukaryota, Metazoa, Arthropoda, Arachnida, Araneae, Eresidae. The record is from RefSeq and is a predicted model, not a curated record.
ACGAAUCUUUCUUCUGCUCGAACAUUGGCUUUUAGUUGUGUGUUCGUCAAGUUAUCAAGAAUUAAAAACGAUUAAUUGAAAAAAUGGUCUUUUCAGAUUUAAAAACUGAUGAGGGUCUUAAAUCGCUUGACGAGCACUUAGCCGAUCACAGCUACAUUGAAGGUUUUCAACCCUCUCAAGCUGACACAACUGUUUUCAAAGCGUUAUCUAAAACUCCAGAUUUUAAAUAUCCUCAUGCAUUGCGGUGGUACAACCAUAUCAAGUCAUUUGGAAACGGUGUCACUAGCUUCCCUGGUGUGAAGAAGGAUAUCAGUGCUUUUGUAGCGUCAUCUAGUGCUCCUAAAUCUUCUGCAAAAGUUGAAGCAGGUGAUGAUGAUGACAUUGACUUGUUUGGGUCUGAUGAAGAGGAUGCAGAAGCAGAGAAGUUGAAGGAAGAACGGCUGAAGCAGUAUCAAGAAAAGAAGGCAAAAAAACCUGGUGUUAUAGCAAAAUCUAGUGUGGUGCUCGAUGUCAAACCUUGGGAUGAUGAAACAGAUAUGGCUGAAAUGGAGAAGAAAGUGAGAAGUGUUGAAUGUGAUGGUUUAAAAUGGGGAGCCUCUAAACUGAUUCCACUUGCCUAUGGUAUUAAAAAGCUACAGAUAAUGUGUGUUGUAGAAGAUGAAAAAGUUAGUAUUGAUUGGCUUCAAGAAGAAAUUCAAAAUUUUGAAGAUCAUGUUCAAUCUGUAGAUAUAGCAGCUUUCCAAAAAAUAUAAUUUUGUUAAAUAAAUUUUUCUAUUCACUGCA